Molecule: messenger RNA, 1893 nt
Organism: Ilex paraguariensis (yerba mate)
Lineage: Eukaryota; Viridiplantae; Streptophyta; Magnoliopsida; Aquifoliales; Aquifoliaceae
Source: the annotation of a GenBank genome assembly
AAAACCCUGGAGGUAGAGGGAGGUGAGGGAGAAGCCGUAAAACCCCAAAACCGCCAUAUCACCUCAUUCUAUUUCUACAGUCUCUCUCUCGCUAUCCUCUCUGUCUUCUUCUUUAGCCAUGGCUACGGUUGCAUUUAGAAACCCUAAUUCCAAGCGAUUGCUGACCCUAUAUCCUCAAUUGUACUCAUGUUGUCGCGGAUCGGUCUCCUCCCAUUUCUCAGUCUCUGAAUUUCUCUCUCCAAAUGAGAGUGCAACACUCCCCAACCCAUGGUGGAGAUCCAUGGCCACCUUUACUAGAACAAAACCCCACGUUAAUGUAGGAACAAUUGGACAUGUUGAUCAUGGAAAGACAACACUGACUGCUGCAAUCACAAAGGUGUUGGCAGAAGAAGGGAAGGCCAAGGCUGUUGCGUUUGAUGAGAUCGAUAAGGCCCCUGAAGAGAAAAAGAGGGGAAUUACUAUUGCAACGGCACAUGUGGAGUAUGAGACUACUAAGAGGCACUAUGCUCAUGUAGAUUGCCCUGGUCAUGCAGAUUAUGUUAAAAACAUGAUUACGGGAGCUGCCCAGAUGGAUGGAGGGAUUUUGGUUGUAUCUGCCCCUGACGGGCCUAUGCCGCAGACAAAGGAACAUAUUCUACUUGCACGCCAGGUUGGUGUGCCAUCACUUGUGUGCUUUUUGAAUAAGGUUGAUGCUGUUGAUGAUCCAGAGUUGCUGGAACUUGUGGAAAUGGAGCUCCGAGAGCUUCUUAACUUCUACAAGUUUCCUGGGGAUGAAAUCCCCAUCAUCCGGGGUUCAGCUUUGUCUGCUUUACAAGGUACAAAUGAAGAAAUAGGGAAAAAAGCUAUUUUGAAACUCAUGGAUGCUGUUGACGAAUACAUUCCAGAUCCUGUACGCCAGCUUGACAAGCCUUUCUUAAUGCCAAUUGAAGAUGUUUUUUCGAUUCAGGGACGUGGAACUGUUGCUACUGGCCGUGUUGAACAAGGGACAAUUAAAGUUGGGGAGGAUGUUGAGAUUUUGGGGCUGAUGCAGGGUAAUCUAAAAUCUACAGUGACUGGUGUUGAGAUGUUCAAGAAAAUCUUGGAUUUUGGACAGGCUGGGGAUAAUGUCGGUCUUCUUCUACGUGGUUUAAAGCGGGACGAUAUACAGCGGGGACAGGUGAUUGCGAAGCCUGGUUCUGUGAAAACAUACAAGAGGUUUGAGGCGGAGAUAUAUGUCCUUACGAAAGAUGAAGGUGGACGCCACACUGCCUUCUUCUCAAACUACAGGCCUCAGUUCUACUUGCGAACUGCAGAUAUUACUGGUAAAGUGGAGUUGCCUGAAAAUGUUAAGAUGGUUAUGCCUGGAGACAAUGUGACUGCUGUUUUUGAGCUGAUUUCCCCAGUUCCACUUGAAUCAGGACAAAGAUUUGCCCUGAGAGAGGGAGGUAGAACAGUUGGUGCAGGGGUAGUUUCAAAAGUACUUAGCUGAGUUAUACUGGCAGGGGAUCUUUGAGCCAUAUGCAUUUUUGCAAAACGAGGUUGAGAAUCAAAAGACCUGAUCGUUGGAUAUUGGAAGUACAUGCCAUGUGUAAUUGUCAUGUCAUGGGUGCCGUUGGAUGCUACAUUUGUUCUUGGUAUUGUUAAGCUGAUAGCAAGUGGUAUUGAAAUCAAAUUUUCUGAAAAGAGAAUUCUUCACUUCUCUUUUGUAGUGCAUGAUUGGUCAAAAUAGUGUAAUUGUUUUUGAAAGUUUUUUUUGUAUCAUUGAUAAAUAAUUUUCCAGGCAGAGUCCUGGUUUUUAACUAGUCACUACAUGCUACCGGCACACAUUACCUGCGGUAAUUUUUGCUUGCUUCGUUAAGUGUUUGUCAUUUGUGUAGUGUUUGGAUUUGUAGUUAGUGUUUUCUAAUAAGUGAU